Molecule: messenger RNA, 5407 nt
Organism: Oldenlandia corymbosa var. corymbosa
Lineage: Eukaryota; Viridiplantae; Streptophyta; Magnoliopsida; Gentianales; Rubiaceae
Source: the annotation of a GenBank genome assembly
CUCGAGUUGUACAUUUGAAUAGUUUACUUAUUAUUUCUAAUUCACUUAUAUAGAAUUGACAAUUUUUAACAAGAUGACUUAGUCUCGAUUGACGCUAUCCAUCAACCGACGCAAGUGUUAUUUUUCAUAUCGAUGUACGAAUAACGUUGUGUGUGUUUUUUAUCAAACUUCACGUCACUAUUACCUUCAAUAACUGUAUUGAAUCUUUACAGUGUACAACUUUUGAUUUGGUAUUUAUGUUUUUGCCCCUUUUGUUAGAAUCUUUAAGCCCUUAACAUUGUUGACAAAAGAAAUAAAAUUAAAAGUUACAUGGAUUAUAUAACUAAUAUGAUAGUUUGAAUGAUCACUUAUUAUCUCUUGUUGUAUGCUUACUCUUCAAAUAUAUUCUUUUUGAGAACGCAAAUUUAUAGAAAAAAUAAGUAUACCAUUGAAAUAGGACGAACGAUAUCAUAAUUCAGUUACUCCUAAAAAACCCAAACAACCUGUUUAGAAGGCUUUUGUAUCUCCGCAAAUUGCAAAAAAAGCGUGGCAAAUAGUAGUGCCUAACGGACGUAACCAACUAAAAUCCAAUCCACCGGUCAUCAUUCCAUUCCAUUCCAUUCCUCUCUUGCACAACACAAUAACGUGUAUAACCUCCCAAAUCCUAAACGCCCCACAAAAUCACACUUCCCCAUAACAGUUUCCUUUGUCCACACUGUACCCAGAAAAUCCACAUUUUCGUACCUUUUUCUACUCCCUUUUUAACUACAUCUUUUCCAUAUCAAACUCCUGAAAUUUUCCCUUUUCGAUUGAGAAAAGAGACCAAAAAACGAAUUGGGAUUGGCCGGAAUCACAAAAGGCUUCUGUUACUUGGAAAAAGAAGGAUGUCAUAACACGUGAGCUACUUAUAAUCAGAUCAUAAAUCACGAGAAAAUAUCACUUAGAAACACACUUCAACGCGUUUUAACUAUUUUUGCCGGAUCACACAAACACCUUAGAGACCUAGUUAUUUUAAUUUUGGUGUAUAAAUUAAUGAUCUAACUUCCUUGUUAUCUAAACCAAUCGAGUGUACGCAAGAAAUUUUAACACCUUCUACAAAUAGAAUUGUGAUUAUUUAAUCUUAUUUUAUAAUUCUAUUGAUGAAUAAAUUACUGGGGGUGUGGAUUUUAUAUUUCCAAAUCCACCUAUAAAGGGCAGUUGCUUGUGAACAGAAAUCACACAUCCAUACCAUUCAGUUCAUGCCAUCCUUACAUGAUCUCUCUACAAUAUUAUUGUUGGCUAGUUUUUGCCCAUAAGGAACAAAUCAAGUACCCCCAUUAUUGGAGGACUUAGCUUGUGUCAUUGCACCAAAUUUCUUGCUAUAUCUCUUUGAUCAACCUUCUAUAUAAACACAUUCAUUAUUCAGGAUCAAAGCACAUCAAGCAACAUUGCUAAUUACUGAUAAUUGACUAGAAUCGAAAAGAAAUGAAGAAGUUCUUACUCUUUGCUUUUUCUUUGGCUCUGGCCCUAAGCAUCGGGGCGAGUUUCGACUUCCAUGAGAAGGAGUUGGAAACUGAGGAGAGCUUGUGGAACAUGUAUGAGAGGUGGAGGAGUCAUCACACAAUAUCCAGGAGCCUCGACGAGAAACAUAAGCGAUUUAAUGUGUUUAAGUCGAACGCUCACUAUGUUCAUCACUUUAACAAGAAGGAUAAGCCUUACAAGCUGAAACUCAACAAGUUUGCAGACAUGACUAACCAUGAGUUCAAGAGUUUGUAUGCAGGUUCAAAGAUUAAGCACCACAGGACUCUUCAAGGAAGCCGGAAGGAAGGUGGAGAGUUUAUGUACGCGAAUGUUGACAGCGUUCCACCCUCUGUUGAUUGGAGGCAGAAAGGCGCUGUUAAUCCUAUCAAGGAUCAAGGCCAAUGUGGUAGUUGCUGGGCAUUUUCAACAGUUGUUGCUGUUGAAGGGAUUAAUGCAAUCAAAACAAAGAAGUUAGUUUCAUUGUCAGAGCAAGAACUUGUCGAUUGCGACAACUCAGAGAAUCAAGGAUGCAAUGGUGGACUAAUGGAUUUGGCCUUCCAGUUCAUCAAGAAAAGAGGAGGCCUAACAACUGAGCAAAACUACCCCUACAAGGCUGAAGAUGGCAGAUGUGAUUCAACCAAGCUAAACCAUCCAGCAGUAUCAAUUGAUGGAUAUGAAGACGUACCUACCAAAAACGAGGAGGCACUUCUGAAAGCAGUGGCCAACCAACCAGUUUCAGUAGCAAUAGAUGCUGGAGGUGAAGAUUUCCAGUUUUACUCAGAGGGAGUGUUUACCGGAGAAUGUGGCAAAGAACUGGAUCAUGGUGUCGCAAUCGUAGGCUAUGGAACAACCCAAGAUGGAACCAAAUACUGGAUUGUCAGGAACUCUUGGGGAACUGAAUGGGGAGAGAAAGGAUACAUAAGAAUGGAGCGUGGAAUCGAUGAUAAGGAGGGACUUUGUGGUAUAGCCAUUGAACCCUCUUAUCCAGUCAAGAACUCCUCCAGCAAUCCAAUCGGUGCUUCCGAGACUAAGGAUGAACUCUGAACAAGCAGCCUUGCUUCUCUGCUGCCUUAACUGAAGAUUUGUGUCCCUUUGAUGUCUGAGUUGCAGUUCUCGUCAACUCUUUUAAUGUUCAAUGCUUUCAGUUCAAUUUCACACAACUUCACACUGAUGUGAUGUUAUUGAUGUCAAAUCUGUAGAUUAAUGGAUUUGAUUAGUAAAUAAAGCAUAUGUCCUGUUUUCUGUGUUUCCAUUUUUCAUUGAACUGAAAGACAUAGAGAACAUUUCUGUUUCCUGCUGCCUUUUAGCGUGCUAACUUCGUAUGUUGCAGUUCAAAUUAAGUAGAGCAGACUUUAAAAUGGAAAAACCAGGAGUUGGUAUAAUUUCCACAAGGACAUUAGACGCAUCAGGCAAAAUACCAUUUCCAGAAACCAAACAAUUCCAAGUAUAGCACUUGAUUUGGACACUGCAGUAGACAAUACCCCAGUAUCAGAGAAUGGAAAAACUCUCAAACCACACCUUCCAUUUCUUAUCUGAAACACACACCCAAACCUCGAGUAUUCUUGCUUCUUUCCUCAAUGUAAGAACAAGAAGAAAGAAUUUGAUACUUCCAAGAUGAAAGAUAUUUCUACAUCCAAAAUCCAUUCUUCAAACAUUAACGAAAUUCAGGACAUCUAGAAAGCACAGUUUCUUUGGUGCAUACCACCACAGCAGGUAAGUUUUCAUACCAAUACUAACCAAAAUUCAUUAAUCUCAUUCUCCGACCAAAAAGACAUCUUUAAACAGGUCAUACUCUCAUUUAUCAUAUGAUGUUCUCAUAGUUAAUAAGACAAUAUGGUGGUGAUAGGAUAAAACUGAAGAUUGAGGAGUUAAAAUACACUUUCAAAAGUUUGAUAAUAUCAUAGGACACUUUGCAAACUGUAUCACUUCGAGCAUUUAUUGAACCACCAUAAAGCGUAUACGAACUGCAGUAUCAUCAACCAUAGCAACGGAUUGGGUCAUUGCAACCUUUCGCGGCAGACUGUUUAUUACCUCUGCCUCCACCUUUCUCCAAAUACUGCUGGUGGUACUCUUCAGCCCUAUAAAAUGUCUUUGCAGGAAGAAUCUCAGUCACAAUCUUUGUAUCUUUAUAGUCCUUCUGCUUUUCUUCCAGUGACUCUCGUGCCAAUUGAGCCUGGGUCUCAUUAUAGUAGUAAAUACCAGACCGAUAUUGUGUACCAACAUCACCACCCUAAAAAUAACAUCAUGCAACGAAGCAACUUAACACUACUAAACAUAAAGUAGUAAACAAGUAUUCUUUUUUUCUACAUGAAAGUACACAGGCUAAAAUAACAGUACUUCAUUGUAUAAGCCACUGAUUGCACAUCAAAUUGAAACCCAAAUCGACACUACCUCAAAAUCCUUGAUUAAACUUAUUCCCUUCUUUGAAAGGGCAUCAAAUUGACUAAUUUGACCUUUUAAAUAUACAACCGGACGCAGCUUCUGACCAAACAAAGGUUGUAGACCUCACCAGCUCAGCAUGCAUAACAAGAAAAUAUAGAGUAUUCUCGCUGAAAUAGUCAACUAUUUUUUCAACUAACACAUUAAUCGAAUAAAACUGAGAAAACUCAAUCACAAAGUUCAAAAACUAGUGCAGAAGAACACGAUCCUUUCGUCAAAAUUUGCUUCAUGUGAUAUACACAUAAACAAUUGCAUUCUAAGUAAAUAUUUUCGAUCGAACUGGAAUGAGAUGUUUGAGUAAUGUAAGCUGCAAUUGCUGCUAUUCCCUCUGAUCUGCCAUAAUUUACAAAUCUAGCAGGUAAAACUUUAUCGCAAAUUCGCACAAACUAUCAUAAUACUAGCUGUAGGGCAGCACAAGCAAUGAAGGAUAGGCAGUACCCAAAAAUCGUCAAAACAAAGCCCAAUUCAAAUCAAGAAUUUCUUCCAAAAAAUUCUUCUAGAUCACAACCAAACACUGGAAUGAGCUAUCAGCGUGUAUAUAGACUCUGCAUUUAGAUUUAAUUUUUUUAAUCACAAACCGACAUCAUUUGUCUUUAAAACUUCCAAGUUUGAAACUUCCACUUUGAUUCUUCGUUCUCAAACAGUACCAAAGAACACCUCCAAAAAACAAAAUUCCUCAUUAUAGUGGGAUCAUUUCAUUUUCAAAACCGAAAACAAUAACAUAAGGACAAAUUUAAACUAAUAAAUCCAAAGCAACAUAAGCCAAACCUUUUCCUAAAAAUAAAUGGUACUUCCAAUAAGACCAUGCAAAACAAAUUAUAAUGUUCCAGAAGAAAUCGGAAAAAAAUUGAAUUGAACAGUGCAAAUAAGCAAGAACAAGAAAACUCGGGUACCUGGCGAUUGAGAGUGGUCGGGUUAUGGCGAGACCAGAAAAGGGAGAGCAAGUUAGUAUACGGGCAGACAUUCGGGUGGAAAUGGAUUCGAACAACUUCAGCAUGGUUGGUGGUUCCGGUGCAGACCAGUUUAUAAUUCGGGUUGUGAACGUGGCCCUGAGAAUAACCCACCUCUGUCUUCACCACGCCUUCGAGUCUCUGGAAGGCCAAUUCCACGCCCCAGAAACAUCCGGCGGCGAAUUGGGCCAAUUCAAGACCCGGUUGGACCGGUGAAUCGCGAUCCGGUUCAAGGGCUGGGUUCGUCGUUGACUUCUCACCUCCGUCGGUAGCCAUGGCCGAUGAUUUUAUCAGUUUUUGUACUCAUCAGAUGUAAGCUGUGUAGAACUUAUAUAGACAUUAUUGAAAAUGGCAAGGGAUAUUUUUUUAUUGCAUGCACUUGUAAUAAAAUUUCACAACUUCUGGGUGUCAAUUAGAUUUGGACCCCAAUAUUUUAGAUAAAUAUUGAAUCAACCAGAAACUUUUUUCACUUUUGUCCAGACACAUCCAUUUUGACAUAUUCCAAGUUAUCAUUUUGAAGUUUACUCGAAAUGAAGAAG